AUGGCCUGGGCUCUGCAGGCAUAUGGCUCCGUAAUGGGAGGAGGGAGGAGGAAGGGAGGAGGAAGAGGAGGGAGGGGGCAAAGGGGGCGUGUUCAGAUGGACAGAGGAGGGGGACAUGACCGGACCCUGAAGGCACCACGCCACAGCAGUCAGCAGGAGAAGAUGACGCGCUCUCUGCAGGACGAGUGUGACACAGAGGAGCAGAGUCCAGACCAGGACCAGGACCAGGACCAGGACCUAGAGCACAUGGAUGAGCCCCGAGAUGAGGAGGAGGAGGGGGAGGACGGGGAGGACGGGGGAGAGGACGGGGAGGAGGAAGAGCCAGAGGACGAAGGAGACGAGGACGGAGAGGAGGGUGAGGAGCGGCCCAAACGCAGAGGGCCCAAGAAGAAGAAGCUGACCAAAGCCCGCAUGCAGAGGUUUAAGGUCCGGCGGAUGAAGGCCAACGCGCGGGAGAGGAACCGGAUGCACGGGCUGAACGAUGCGCUGGAGAGCCUGAGGAAGGUGGUGCCCUGCUACUCCAAGACCCAGAAGCUUUCCAAGAUCGAGACGCUGCGCCUGGCCAAGAACUACAUCUGGGCCCUGAGCGAGAUCCUGCGCUCCGGAAAGGCCCCUGACCUCAUGAGCUUUGUGCACGCGCUCUGCAAAGGUCUGUCUCAGCCCACAACUAAUCUGGUGGCUGGCUGUCUGCAGCUGAACCCCAGGACGUUCCUCCCGGAGCAGAGCGGAGAGCUGCCUCACCUGGCCCCAGGACCGGCCUACACUGGGGGCUAUUCCUACCAGAGCCCUGGCCUGACCCCCGGCCUACCCAGCCCGCCCUACGGCACCAUGGAGCCCCCUCACAUCUUCCACCAGAUAAAGUCGCAGCCCUACGCCCUGGAGCCCUUCCUGGAGGCGGGCUUCGAUGGGCCCCUCAGUCCCCCCCUCAGCGUCAACGGCAGCUUCCCCCCGUCUUUCAAGCACGAGCCGGGAGACUACCCCUACCCCGGGCACUACGGCAGCGCCAUGGGCGGGGCUCUGUAUGGGCCGGGGGGAGGAGCCAACGUAGACGGCAUCAUGGCCUUUGACGGACACCAGCACGAGCGCAUCAUGAACGUCCAGAUGAACGCCAUUUUCCAGGACUCGUGA
Molecule: messenger RNA, 1128 nt
Organism: Knipowitschia caucasica
Lineage: Eukaryota; Metazoa; Chordata; Actinopteri; Gobiiformes; Gobiidae
Source: the annotation of a GenBank genome assembly